Echinops telfairi (small Madagascar hedgehog) is the source of this 5272-nucleotide messenger RNA. It is a transcript of the gene NPHP3, whose product is annotated as nephrocystin 3. Lineage: Eukaryota; Metazoa; Chordata; Mammalia; Afrosoricida; Tenrecidae. Gene Ontology annotation, biological process: determination of left/right symmetry; kidney development; convergent extension. Gene Ontology annotation, molecular function: protein binding. The record is from RefSeq and is a predicted model, not a curated record.
AUGGACUCCACAACAAGUGGCUUUAAAAAGGAGAGGAUGCCAGAGGUAUUUAGGAGGUGUUUAUCCCACAAGCACUCCCUAACAAGCUUGCAUGGUUCUCUCCAUCCUGGAGUCUGCUUCCCUGGGAACCUGGCCUACAGCACCUGUGGAUUAGAUGUGAUCCAACAGGCAAUUGAAGCCAGCAAGGAACACUUCAGCUUCAAGUCCACGGGCUCGUCGGUGCCCGAGCUGGAGUACGCGGCGGCCGAGUACGAGCGGCUGAAGAAGGAGUACGAGAUCUUCCGGGUCAGCAAGAACCAGGAGCUGCUGUCCAUGGGCCGCCGCGAGGCCAAACUGGACACCGAGAACAAGCGGCUGCGGGCCGAGCUGCAGGCACUUCAGAAAACUUACCAGAAGAUACUUCGGGAAAAAGAAAGUGCGUUAGAAGCAAAAUACCAAGCCAUGGAGAGAGCAGCUACAUUUGAAGGUGAUCGAGAUAAAGUGAAAAGGCAAUUCAAGAUUUUUCGGGAAACAAAGGAAAAUGAGAUUCAGGACUUACUGAGAGCCAAGCGAGAGUUGGAGAGCAAACUUCAGAGGCUACAGGCUCAGGGGGUCCAAGUAUUUGACCCAGGAGAGUCGGACUCCGAUGACAACUAUACAGCUGUUACUGCUGCUGGAACCCAGUGUGAAUAUUGGACCAGUGGAGCCUUGGGCAGUGAGCCUUCCAUAGGGAGUAUGAUGCAACUUCAGCAGUCCGUCCGAGGCCCUGAGUUCGCCCACAGUUCUAUAGAUGUCGAAGGACCCUUUGCAAACGUCAACAGAGAUGACUGGGAUGUUGCUGUAGCUAGUCUAUUACAAGUUACACCCUUGUUUUCACAUUCUCUCUGGAGUAACACUGUCAGGUGUUACCUCAUUUAUACGGAAGAAACCCAGCCUGAAAUGGAACUUUUUGUUAAGGAUUAUUCACCUAAACUUAAAAUAAUGUGUGAAACAAUGGGAUAUUUUUUCCAUGCUGUGUAUUUUCCAAUAGACAUUGACAAUCAAUACGUCACUGUAAGAAAAUGGGAAAUUGAAAAGAGUUCAUUGGUUAUUUUAUUCAUUCAUUUAACUUUACCAAGCCUUUUAUCGGAAGACUGUGAAGAAGCCUUUCUGAAAAACCCUGAAGGAAAACCACGAUUAAUUUAUCAUCGUGUGGAAGAUGGAAAAGUCAGUUCUGACUCUGUCCACCAAUUGAUUGAUCAAGUUUCUAACCUAAACAAGACCAGCAAAGCCAAGAUCAUUGAUCAUUCAGGAGAUCCUGCAGAAGGAGUAUAUAAAACUUAUAUUUAUGUGGAAAAGAUAAUUAAACAGGACAUACUGGGCUUCGAGAAUGCAGACCUGGAGUCCAAGGAUUUGGGCAGUGACGAUUCCAUCCCAGAAGAAGAUGAUUUCGGUGACGUUCUUUGGGACAUCCAUGAUGAACAAGAGCAAAUGGAAAUUUUUCAACAGGCUUCUCGUUCCGUCCACGAAUUGGGAUUUGAGAAACCUCAUCAUUCUUGUAAAAGUUCUUUUUCUUUCAGGAUUCAGUUACAACAAAAGAAUUCCCCUAACACGCUAAUCAUUUCUCACUUUGUGGGGAGGCCCUUGUCAACCAGCUCAGAGGCUUCCUUGAUUAUUAAACGACUAAUUUUAAAGUUGAUGCAGCACUCUUGGUCGGUAUCUGCUCUGACACUGGAUCCUGCUAAGCUUCUAGAGGAAUUUCCGCGUUGGCUAGAAAAGCUCUCUGCCCGUCAUCAGGGCAAUAUCAUCGUCAUUAUUGAUUCUAUCGAUCAAGUUCAGCAAGUUGAAAAACACAUGAAAUGGCUGAUAGACCCACUGCCAGUGAAUGUAAGAGUAAUUGUUUCUGUGAAUGUAGAAACAUGCCCACCAGCAUGGAGGUUAUGGCCUACACUUCAUCUCGAUCCUUUGAAUCCAAAAGAUGCAAAAUCUAUUAUAAUUGCAGAAUGCCACUCUGUGGACAUUCAGUUGAGUCAAGAGCAGGAGAAGCAGCUAGAACGGCACUGUCGUUCUGCUACAACCUGCAAUGCCCUUUAUGUCACCCUUUUCGGCAAAAUGGUUGCACAUGUUGGGAGAGCAGGCAAUGUUGAUCAAACCCUUCAUCAGUGUUUCCUGUGUCAAGACACAGUUUCAUUGUAUAGACUUGUUCUGCGGUCUAUCCAGGAGUCUAUGGGGAACGAUAUGGAUAAAGAGUUGAUGAAACAGAUUCUCUGCCUCGUCAGUGUUAGUCACGAUGGCGUGAGUGAGUCCGAACUGAAGGAAGUCUGCCCCGAGGUGUCCUGGGCUCUCCUGGCCUCCCUUAUUCACAGGCUACACAAAGUGUGUGUGCUAACUUAUGGUUGUGGCUUGCUUAAAUUUCAACAUCUUCAGGCUUGGGAAACAGUAAGAUUGGAGUAUAUGGAAGGCCCCACCAUUAUUUCUUCGUAUAGGCAGAAGCUCAUCAAAUAUUUCACCCAGCAGCUAAGUCAGGACAGGGUGACUUGGCGAAGUGCUGAUGAGCUGCCAUGGCUUUUUCAGCAGCAGGGAAGCAAGCAGAUGUUGCACAGUUGCCUUCUCAACCUCUUUCUCUCGCAAAACCUUUAUAAACGAGGCCACUUCGCUGAGCUGCUGAGUUACUGGCAGUUUGUUGGCAAAGACAAGAGUGCGAUGGCAGCCGAAUAUUUUGAAUCCUUGAAGCAGUAUGAGAAAAACUGUGAUGGCGAGGCGAGCAUGAUUUGCUUAGCUGAUCUUUAUGAAACCCUGGGGCGGUUUCUCAAGGAUCUGGGUCUUCUCGGUCAGGCUGUGGUGCCUUUGCAGAGAUCUCUAGAAAUCCGAGAAACAGCUUUGGAUCCAGAUCAUCCACGAGUAGCUCAGUCUCUCCACCAGCUGGCCAGUGUGUACGUGCAGUGGAAGAAGUUCGGCAAUGCUGAACAGCUAUAUAAGCAGGCACUGGAAAUCUCAGAGAAUGCUUACGGCGCCGACCAUCCACAGACUGCUCGGGAACUUGAGGCACUGGCGACUUUGUACCAGAAGCAAAACAAAUAUGAACAAGCUGAACAUUUUCGAAAAAAGUCCUUUAAAAUUCGCCAGAAAGCUACUAAGAGAAAAGGCAACUUGCACGGCUUUGCUCUCCUGCGCCGACGGGCCCUGCAGCUAGAGGAGCUCACGCUAGGGAAGGACACGCCCGACAACGCUCGCACCCUCAAUGAACUGGGCGUCCUCUACUAUCUUCAAAAUAACCUGGACACAGCUGACCAGUUUCUGAAGCGUUCGUUAGAGAUGAGGGAGCGAGUUCUAGGACCAGACCACCCUGACUGUGCCCAGUCUCUGAAUAAUCUGGCAGCUCUCUGCAAUGAAAAGAAACAGUAUGAUAAAGCAGAAGAACUCUAUGAACGAGCUCUAGACAUUCGGAGGCGAGCAUUAGCACCUGACCACCCUUCUCUGGCUUAUACGGUGAAGCACCUUGCAAUCUUGUAUAAGAAAAUGGGGAAACUUGACAAAGCUGUACCUUUGUAUGAGUUGGCUGUUGAAAUUCGUCAGAAAUCCUUUGGCCCAAAGCAUCCUAGUGUAGCUACUGCCCUGGUGAACUUAGCUGUUCUCUAUAGCCAAAUGAAAAAACACAUUGAAGCCUUGCCAUUGUAUGAGAGAGCAUUAAAGAUUUAUGAAGACAGCCUGGGUCGGAUGCAUCCUCGAGUUGGAGAAACAUUAAAAAAUUUGGCAGUGCUUAGCUAUGAAGAAGGAGAUUUUGAAAAGGCCGCUGAACUGUACAAGAGAGCAAUGGCAAUAAAGGAAGCAGAGACAUCGCCCGGGGGGAAGGCUCCUUCUCAGCACUCAUCAAGUGGAGACGCCUUUAGCUUACAAAGGACGCGCUCUCCGCAUGCUUUCCUUCACCAGGGACCAAGGGAAUCGCAACAGUUCCAGUUCACCUGAGGAUAGGUUAGGAAGUAUUUGAACAUUUGAAUUUAAAACUCUGUUUUUAAGACAACUUCCUUUUUUCUAAGUUGUAUAAUUUAACUGAUAUUUGAACAAAAUUGUAUCGGAGUUCCUUGAAGCUUGAAUACUGAUCAUGUCUGCUCUAACUGGAUAAAACCCCUGACUUCCCUAUUUUCCGCGGGGUCCCGGGAGGCCGACACAUUAGAAUUUUAAGACGACAUGAGGCUGGGCUGGCCCGCUCUGUUCGGGAGCUGACAGCAGUGGAGGUGACAAAGUCAAGAACCCCGUUACGCUGUUCAUCUCCUCAGAGCCACAUGACUCAUCCCGUCUUGCUUUCAGUCUGGCCCAGCCCUCUACCUCAAAGAAAAGUUUCAAAAGAUUAAAUAGUUGAUGUUUCUGAAAGCCUUGAGUUCUCUCUUCAGUGCAAAGAUCGAGUCGUGGGAAUCCUUGAUUACUGCGGUUAAAAGAUUCUUUUUCUUGAUUGGGCCAAUCCCUCCCUCUGCGUUGUUUAAUGGCUGUAACCCUAACACUAACAUUUGCAUUGGACAAACCUGCUGCAAAAGACUUAUUUAAAGUGUUAAGAAACAAAGACUGCAUUUGAGGACAGAGGUAGACCUGACUGAAGCCGUUCUAUUUCCAUGCGUCUCAUGUACAUGUGAAAGCUGGACAAAGAGCGGUGGUGAAAAACAUCGAAUAUUACCAUGGACAGUCAUAACAAAUCUACGCUGGAAGAUGCACCGCCAGCACUCUCUUUAGAAACGAGGAUGGUGAGAUACUGGCUCACGUACUUGGGACAUGUUAUCCUGAAGAGUCAAUCCCAGGGGAAGGACAUCAUGCUUGGUAGAGGGUCAGCAAAUGAGGAAGACCCUUAAUGAUAGUUACUGCAACAAUGAACUUAAGCGCAGCAGUAAUUGUGAAGAUAGUGCCAGGACCAGGCAGUGUUUCAGUCUGUGUACGUGGUCGGUCGUUGAAUCAGUACUGACUCAAUGGUAUCUAACGGUAAUAUGUAGCUGAAUAAUGCUGGAAGUUAUUAAACCAGCAGCAUUCGGUCAAACUUACUGGCAUUGUUUGACCUUUCACCAAAUAGGGACAUGAUAUUCUCUAUUAAAUGGCCUACAUCUGUCUCUCCAUUUACCUCAAACCCAAUCUGCCAUUUUAUACUGGAAAUUAAAUGCUUUCACAUUUUAGCUUUUUUUUUUUUUUAACAACAUUUUGGAUAUUGUUUUGUGGUUAAUAUAUGUAUAUAUAAUUUAAAAUAUGAAUAAUUUUAAUAUUUGUACAAUUCCAGUAUGUACUUCAGUGUUCUGAAAUAAAAGUGAACUCUUAAGGUUUUUUUCUACUACAA